Neodiprion virginianus is the source of this 1355-nucleotide messenger RNA. Its product is annotated as N-acetylmuramoyl-L-alanine amidase-like. Gene Ontology annotation, molecular function: zinc ion binding; N-acetylmuramoyl-L-alanine amidase activity. Bases 82 to 1290 code for a protein of 402 amino acids. The transcript has 5 exons. Gene Ontology annotation, biological process: peptidoglycan catabolic process. Lineage: Eukaryota; Metazoa; Arthropoda; Insecta; Hymenoptera; Diprionidae. The record is from RefSeq and is a predicted model, not a curated record.
AAAAGCGGCUGCGUGAGCGCAUUGACCACCAGUUUUAUCUAUAAUUCGGUCCGCGCUCUUCUCUCUCAGUUUUCCCUCGCCAUGAGUCGGUUUGCCAAUUACAAAUCGAUCAUUGUGGUCUUGAGUACAAUCGGCUCUCUGGCGAUUGGAACUCCCAUCAAACUUUCCGAAGAAGCAAUUUCCACCACACCAAGUAAGGCAGCCGGGAUGUCUAACUGUCCGAGAAUAGUGAGCCGCAGCGAAUGGCGAGCCCGUUCACCAACGGAGGAAUACUUGCCAAUGGUGGUAUCACCCUCAUCCUACGUAGUGGCGCACCAUGGAGGAAUACCCCAUUACUGUUACGACGAAACAACUUGCGCCAACAUCGUCCGGAGCUACCAAGACCUUCACAUGGACGUAAACACAUGGGCCGACAUCGGGUACCACUUCGUGAUCGGCGGGGAUGGAAACGUCUACGAGGGCAGAGGGUGGGACCACGUUGGCGCCCAUUGCCCAGGGUACAACGGUCAAGGAAUCGGGAUCUGCAUAAUCGGCGAUUAUACCUCACGCAUGCCUAACAACGCGUCCCUGGAAGCUUUCCAAUCGCUCAUCGACUGCGGUAUUUCCCUGGGGAAGGUCAAGCCAGAUUACAAGCUCAUCGGGCACCGGCAGGGCCGGGACACUCAGUGUCCGGGGGAAACGUUUUACGCUCAUAUUAAGACAAUGCCGCACUGGGAGCCGAAUCCCGUGCCCUUGUGGGGCGUUUCGGGAAAGGGUGUCUUCAAGCCCGGUACGAAGAACCUCACCGGGACGCAGAGAUGGACGGGCCUUAUUGCCUUGGGAGUGCCGUACAAGGAAUCCGAGCCAAGCACGGGGGAGAAAGUCGAGGAGAACGACGUCGGUCCCUCAGCCUGCCCAGCGAUAAUAGAAAGAUCGGAAUGGGGAGCUCUUCAGGCUAAAAAGAAACCCAGCAAACUUAAGGUCUCGUCUGCACAAUUAGUGAUUAUUCAUCAUGCAAAAACUGAAAGUUGUUACAAGCAAGCCCUGUGCCAUACGAAGGUCCGAAAGAUUCAGGUAGACAGAAUAUUACUGAUGGCAACGUCUACGAGGGUCGGGGAUGGAACAAUCGCAGAAAAGGCCGCGUUGAAUGCUGCGAAGAAAUUGAUCAAAUGCGGGGUUGACUCGGGCAAGAUAAACAAGACUUACGUUCUUCUGGCACACAAGCAAGUUGCACAAACUGCCUGUCCAGGCAACAAGCUCUUCAACGUGAUAAAGAAAUGGCCAGGAUGGCAGUCCAAUCCUCCACGUUAACCGUAAUUUGAAUGUUAUCGGUAACCGAUGUCAUAAUGCGGAAUAAAAAGCACCCUGCAUCGUUU